UUAGGGUUUCCUCUCGAUGGGCGAGCUCCUUGCCUAAGCGCUACUUCCAGUUUUGAAGGGCUUCUCCCCUUGUUUUUCUUUCUUUUCCUUCCAUGGCUCAAUCGUGUAUGUUGGCCUGGAAUUAUCACAAUCUUGGAGAGGCUUACAUGAUCUUUGAGCCAAACCAAUUGUGCCUCCAAAAAAAACCUAAUUUUGUCUUGCUCCCUACAACAAAGCAAACAGGGAUGGAGAUGAAUUUGUUCCAAAUAGAUUUAGGGUUGGCUCACUAUUCUGAAAGCGAUUGUGCAGAGAGAGGGGGUGGCUUGACUCUAUUAUGGAAUGAUGCGUUUAACCUUCAAGUUUCCUUUUUCUCACCAUAUCACAUAGAUGUUGAAAUAGUAGAUCCAGGUGGUUGUCAAUGGCAAUUAACAAGGUUUUUGGGCCAACCAGAGACUGCUUGCAGGGAGGAGUCAUGGACCAUUCUCAAAUCACCCAAGACAAUUUCUCCUUUGCCCUGGAUGCGUUUAGGUGACAUCACUGAUAUCUUGAGCAAAUUAGAAAAGGAGAGGGGCAAUCUCAUAUUUUGGUUGGGCUAUGCGUGGGGGGCCAUAGGUGGCUUUUGGUGUGGAAGGUCAAAUUUACAUGUUGUGGGGGAAGCUGAUGGUGUUCUGCAAGGGAACUAUGGUAUUCAAGUUAGCAAAGGGGGUCUAGUUCCCUUAAUAACUUAUGGUAGCAAGGGCUUGAAGAGGAUUGGAAAAGAUGGGAACAUGUUUGGGAGCACUUGCAGAUGGAUGGGGUACCUUGUGAUUGCACAGAGGAGGACUAUGGUCCUUCUCUUGUCAAUUAUUUUUUAAGAAUAGAUUGGAUGGCAACCCAUAGUUUGGGGACUGUUUGUUGCCAAAAUCCUCUACUCUCCCCAUGAAGCUAGUUAACUAGGUGAGGACGUUCAGUAGCUUCUGAUGCUCAUAGUAGCUCUCCUUUCUACAUUAGUAGCCCUAUUUAGCCCAUACAGCAAUUGCAAUUGCAAUCUCUAGUUACAGAUGUCUCUCUUUAUUUAAUUAUCUAUAUUCGUCAUGGGCAUAGUUUAAAUCUGUACUAGACUGUAAGUUAUGCUUCUGAUUCUGUUUUUAGGCUAUCAUGCUUUAGGCUAUAUGCCCUGUGAUGGAGAUUUUAUUAUACUUUCUUAUUACUUAAUAUAUUUCUCCAUUUCUU
This is a messenger RNA of Rubroshorea leprosula, 1191 nucleotides long. The record is from the annotation of a GenBank genome assembly. NCBI's taxonomy places the organism in Eukaryota, Viridiplantae, Streptophyta, Magnoliopsida, Malvales, Dipterocarpaceae.